This is a messenger RNA of Falco peregrinus (peregrine falcon), 6006 nucleotides long. RefSeq names its product tetraspanin 5 (gene TSPAN5). Gene Ontology annotation, biological process: regulation of vascular endothelial growth factor signaling pathway; protein maturation; protein localization to plasma membrane. NCBI's taxonomy places the organism in Eukaryota, Metazoa, Chordata, Aves, Falconiformes, Falconidae. The record is from RefSeq and is a predicted model, not a curated record. Bases 131 to 883 code for a protein of 250 amino acids. The transcript has 7 exons. Gene Ontology annotation, cellular component: membrane.
ACUGCUGGUGUUCUAGCAUUUGUUUUCAAAGAUUGGAUAAAGGACCAGCUGUAUUUCUUUAUAAACAACAACAUCAGAGCAUACCGAGAUGACAUUGAUUUGCAAAACCUCAUAGACUUCACACAAGAAUAUGAUUCUGCUUGCCUUUUGCCUGCCUGCCUAUGGUGGAUCCUCUUGCACGCCUCCUGGUAAUCGAGCACGCAGGUUUCCUGCUCUGAAAUGCCUGUCCACCAACGCACGCAGCAUGGGGAAUACACAGGAACAAUUAGAGAUCUGUGUGCAGUCACAGGGCCAUGACCUCACUGCAGUUACAGGCCACCUGAUCAGGAAGAGGAAGUCGAUGAGGCCUUGUACAGACAGCUGGAGGGAGCCUCAUGAUCACAGGCCCUGGUUCUCACGGGGGACUUCAGCCACCCUGACAUCUGCUGGAAAGACAACACAGCGAGGCACACACAGCCUAGGAGGUUCCUGCAGAGCGUUGAUGAUAACUUAUGGAUGCAGGUGCUGGAGGAGCCAACAAGGCAAGUGGCAGUGCUGUGGGGCUUUUGGAGCUGAUGACUGGAACCUUAAUAUUUACUUCAAUUGCACAGAUUCCAAUGCAAGUCGGGAGCGCUGUGGAGUGCCAUUCUCUUGCUGCACUAAAGACCCUGCUGAAGAUGUUAUUAAUACUCAGUGUGGCUACGAUGCAAGGCAAAAACCAGAAGUUGAUCAGCAGAUUGUUAUCUACACUAAAGGCUGCGUCCCUCAGUUUGAGAAAUGGUUGCAGGACAAUCUUACCAUAGUUGCCGGUAUAUUCAUUGGGAUAGCAUUACUGCAGAUAUUUGGGAUAUGCUUAGCCCAGAAUUUGGUUAGUGACAUUGAGGCUGUCAGAGCCAGCUGGUAAAACUGCUGAAGUAACCACAGCAAGACACUGGACAACCGAAACCCUCUGAAACCUCCAGUGUGUCACUCCGACACCAAGCUGUAUGGACAUGGGUGACAGGGAAGCCUUCUCUCCCAAGUAGUCUCAAGUCUAAGUUCCUGACAUUGCAGUGAACUGGUGUUUCUUUGGGGUGGGGGAGAGAAGAGUGGGCUAUUUAAAAUCUGCUGCUCACUGACAUUUUUUUUCUUUAAAACCACAAGUUUGAAAGCUGUUGAGCUGUGAAUCUCUACUGUAUUCUUGAUCCUGAGUUACAAGUGGACACUUUUUUUAAAUUGGUGUAUUCAGUGGGACAGAGUUGCAUCAUUGUAGUCUGUGGAUAUGCUGUUUAUUCUUCGUGUCAUGAGCUCUGUGAUAGCUGCCAAAUAUUCCUGAGAUGGUCUCUCUCCUCACCACUCCCUAAAGGAACAAUCUUCUUGUUUUCACAGCUAAACAUAGCUACAGACCUAAACCCAUCAAGCAGGAAGCAACUUUCUAUGCAUCUAUUGUACAGUAAAAGAAAUUGUUUUUAAAACAAGGGAAAAUAUUUUUUACGCAAGCUUCCAACUGUCUCCCUGUGGUACUUUGAGGUUGGAAUCAGCAAGCUCAACAGGGAAAACUGCCUAAUUUUAUCAACAUCUUUCUUCAUUCUCCACCCUUGUAUGAAGGGAAAGGAGUUUUGUAUUUGACAAACAAGGGUUAUUGAGCGUUUGGUUGCUGCCAUACCUUAGAACAUCAGUCUCUUAAGGCAAGGAUGGGAUAUAACUGUAUAAAUGUAUGAAAGCAGUGUGGAUGUUGGGUCCAAGUGAAUAAUAUUAUUCAAAGAAUGAAAUAUAUAUUAACUUAAAAAUCAAAACAUAUAUAUGUGAUACGGCUAAAUCGUUUUUCUCUGGAAUUUGGUGUAACCUAAUGUAUUUAGGGAUCUCACUAAUAUUAGUGCUUUGAUAUUCUUGUGCAAAACUUCUUUUAAGAUAAUUCCUUGGUCUGUUCCUAGCUGAGGCUUUGGUCGGUCUUUUUUUUUUUUUUCUUCUUUUUACUUGCAUGAACUGUGGAGUUAAGAAUCUGUGACACUCCAGUGCUUCAAAUCUGUGCAUAUGUUUUAAUACAGUCUAAUCCAAACUUAUUUAUUGGUAAAUGCAUGUGAUUAUGGAAAGAUCAUAUCCCAUUCCCUUGGAAGUUGGAGAGAACAGCUUUUGCCAGAUUAAAUGCUUACUUCCAGUGAACAAAUCCUUGCUAUGGAGAUAUGUCUCUCUUUGUUGCUCUAAAUGCAACAAAAAGCUUUCUUGAAGCAAUGGAAUACAAGUUUUAAAAUAGAAGCGCUUAUUAGAAUCAGCCAAGACAGACUCUUUUGAAUUGUACAAAAGAGUAGAAUUUGGAACAAAGCACAAAUAGUGGAAGAAGAAUUAGAUCAGACUCCAUCCAACUUAGAGUUUUUGAUUCAUUCUUCUUCACUAAUAAUAGUGAACUUACAAACCUGACCGUGGCUUGGGUAAUUUUAUUGCACUUUGUGUAAAUUUAGCUUGUUCUAUGACCCUUCUCAGUAUCUGCAGUACCAGUCCUGAAAGCUGUGAGGUCUUGGCUCCUGCUUUGGUCAGACAGUGGCAAAGGGUGUGUAGCACCUCUUUGUAGCAGCAUAGCAUCUUUCUGAGAUGAAUUUCCUAAAAUGAAGUAUGUGGAGUAGGAGAGAUGAAUGCAUUGCUUUCAAAGCUUCCUUGCUCCAGGGGAUUGGUAGAAGGCUGGUCUGAUGACUUACUAAGGUCCUUUUAGUCCUAUGACUCUUAAACACGUGGAGUAUAUGUACCCUUGCACAUUUUGCCUUUCUGUGCUUUAGUUGGCUAUGGGGUUUUUUUUCCCCUCAUCUGAAGGCUGGCGGUAGGCACACACUGGUGCUCUGCAGUUGCCUCAGUCCUGUUGUCCUCCUGUCUUUGAGCAUUGCCUCAUGGUCUUCUGGUUAACUCCCACUGACUGGCUCUGAAUCAGGCAGCCUCCAUAUCCUUUGGUAUCUGCUGUUAAAGGCCAGCCACAACUCAGAGUAAUUUAUUUUUUUUAAAGCCUUUGAAAGCAAUUAUAAUUCACUGUCCUUAAUAAAGUUGGUUCCACCUCACCACAGUGUUAUGUUUUUCUUAGCCACUCCUUAACUUGAGGAGCUACUGGUGUUUGUUUCCCCCCAAAAGGACACACUGUUUUGCCUGAUAGCAACAGGACAGACAGAUCAUCAGGACCAGUGUUGCUGCACUGAGACAAAAUGGUGUGGGGAGAAAUCAGGAAACCAUGGUUGAGCAAGUAAACACUUCACCCCAGGGCCUUGAUUGUGACCCAGUGCUUUGGUUUGGAGAAAAAGAAAGAAAAGGCUACAUUACAGAAGCAUUCCAUGUUGCCACUGAUCUUGAAUACUGCUGUUGCUGCUGUGGGCUUCUGAAGACAACUUCAUUCUUCUACUUCAAUUUCUCCAGUUGUACUGUAUUUGCCUUCUGUCUUGUCAUGCUGUGGUCUGAGUUCCAGUCUGCUGGAUGUGGUGUUGACAGUGUCAGAGUGAUAGGAAGGUAAAUGCUCUGAGGUGAGCAAUUCUUGUUCUCACUAGCACAUGUACACGCAAAUGUGCAACACUUCUGCUGAGUCCCAGAAUGACUGACUGUUCUUACAAAAACCACUAAAUAACUUAUUUUUCUAGAGCUUGUCUUUAUUAUUGCAGAUGCGGAUGCUCCCUGCUUCCCUGCUCCCAAGAGAUGCUCUUAUUUUGCUCAUUUUUGCAGUUGUUUGAUGGAUGCAUACUGAAUGUUUAGGAUAGUUGUCUAUAUUGCACAUUUAAAUCCCAUAUAUUUUGUCUACAGAUUGGGUAAGGUGUCCUAGAAAUACCCCAUCAGCAGCUACUCAGCAGCUUAGGUAUCCAGUUUGGAAAGCUUGUGGGAGGCCUUGGAAAUCAAUCUAUUAUUGUCCGAGCCUGCCAAAGGCAAGCAAGCUUUCUUCCAGAAAACUUUGUGAAAACUUCAGGUGAGCCGCAACUAAAGCACAACCGCCGGCUACAUGGGCUCAUUUUCUAAAGCAAUAAGAUGUGGUAGGUGGUCUGACUUCUUGGCAGUUUCUAGCUAGCCUAGGUGUGAGUUCAGAGGUCGCUCAUAAUUAUCUUUAAUGUGCAGUAGGUGUUCAGAAAUUUGUUGUCAGGCUUAUGGCCCUUAUGGGAUGGUGGCAUUGCUAACGAUAACUUUGGUAACUUCAGCAGUCGCCUGGGGUUUAGAGCAGUUUCCAGAUUCCCCACUGAGCCCUUGCCAAAGGCCAGCGCAGUCCUUGCUCCUCUGCUUUCUAAACACUCUCUAUAUUCACAGGCCUUUCUGCUGUCUGAUAUCCUUCCUUUUUUUUUUUUUUUUUUAAUAGCCUAAUAGACAAACGUUUGCUUUGUCUCUGUGUGAUUACUUCAGCAGCAGUAGGAUCUCUUUGCUUCAAAAUCCGUAAUUUUGAUUGUGCCCCUUAGAGUCUGGAGCUGUGGAGAUGCUUGCUCAAGUGUGUACCGUGUCUGUCCUGAAAGCCGCCUUCUCUCGCCUUUGAGACGCUAAUUGUAGCUCUAGUGUGUAAAUAGUGUUUGCAAUGUAAAUAGCAGCAUGCAGAUUAAAUGAUUCUUGCACAUGACUGCUGUUCACCUUGGAAGUGUCUGUUACCGCCCUGCAAGGCACCCCAGUGGGAGUGGUGCUGGCCAGCCGCGGCCCGGGGGGAGGCCUGAGUGGCCAUUCGGGCCCUGGCCAGGAGUAGGGCAUCCCUUGCCUUCCCCCCUUGCCACUGGGCUUUAGAACAGUGCCAGCCAGUCAGACGGAGGGUCGGUGUCAGCACCCCUGGCAGUUACGAGAGGUUGCCGUCACUUGUGGCGGGACUAAAUAUGGUGCUAUGAGAACAGUCCUGGACGUUAAUCUGUUUUUACUACUUUAGAGAUGCCCUUGGUAAAAUUGAUUCUGAUUAACAACGUUGGUUACAAGAGAAACUCUCGUGAAUUUUUCAUUCUGUUUGCCUUGCUGUGUGUGACUUUUGGAUGCAUUGGAAUGGCAGUUCUGCAAAUCCCUGGCAGGGAGAUUAGUUCUCAAUAGGUGUCAGGCACCGCUGAAGGUUCCAGUUCCUCCCUCCCAUUUUUGUUUUCUCUUUGGAUUUUUUUUCAGAUAUCUGCAACUGGUCAUGAAACUGUCUAAAGCAAACAGACUAAACCUGCCCUGUUGGAUCUAUUUGCUACCAAAAUGUACCACAUGGUGGGGGGGACAUGACACACCCCACAAAAAAAAGAUCUGUCUCACUUAACAUGCAGCAUAGAAAUAAGUGUGGUGACUACUAGUGUGCACCAGGCAGCGCUGCUAGCUGUCUUUUGUGUUUUGGCAAUAUAUGUGCUAAUAAAAAGCUCCAUCCAUAUGUGUGUUCAUGUUCAUGCUGUGUACAUAGUAGAGAUGGACCUGAUACUACCUUGAGCUCUAGGGAGAUUGGGAUUUGGGUUUUUUGACUCAGACCUGUCUCGGACAUGUAUAUUCCAGAUCAGUUCCAACUGAAUCUCUCUGGUUCAUCCUGAGGUGUACAGCAAGAUGUCAAUAUUUACCCUUUGUGUAUCAUUCCUUUUUUAUACGAAUGUAUUCUCUGGUGUUCCUUUUUUUUUUAUCAGAUGUAAAAUUGAUUGUAAAAGCCAACUACACUUACUGAUGGAAAGUAUUGCUAUAACAGAACUGCAUGCCCAAUAGAGUUUGACUUGAGCUUUAGCUUUCUGGUUUUGGACUGGUUACCUUCAGUCUAGGAGAAAAGCAUAGAUCAGGUGCAUAAUGUAUUACUUGUCAUCUUUAGCAUUAGACUGUGGUAUUGUAUCACAUGCUGAUCUCAAUGGAUGUAACUGGAGUCUACUUAGGAAGUUAAUGCAACUUCCUGGUAGUUCUUUUUAAGCUAUUGAAAGUGGUCUUGAUCAUGCUACUUGUGUUCUUGGGUUUUGUUUUUUUAAUAGAGGCAUUUUUUAGGAAUGUUUUAAUACACUUAUGGACAAUACAAUAGUUUUAAUAGUUGUGCAGUAUUCUGUAUUUACUUGAAGUAAAUCAUUUUAUAUGCAAUUUGUUAGAUAAUUACAAUUUUAUAAAUAAAAUUGUGUGAAAUAU